Rhizoctonia solani is the source of this 4497-nucleotide messenger RNA. Its product is annotated as BAG domain protein. The transcript is spliced from 18 exons. NCBI's taxonomy places the organism in Eukaryota, Fungi, Basidiomycota, Agaricomycetes, Cantharellales, Ceratobasidiaceae. The record is from RefSeq and is a predicted model, not a curated record. Gene Ontology annotation, molecular function: protein-folding chaperone binding. The coding region runs from base 1 to 4497 and encodes 1498 amino acids.
AUGACAGAAAACUAUGAUCCUAACUCGGUCAAACUAUCGCUCGAGCCUCCUUACCGGGACGAUAAUGGAAAACCUAUUCCUGAUCUGCGAGACAUUACGCAAGAUGGGCAACUAGUGUUCGAAGAGAAACAGAGUCCAUCUGCUGCACUUGGACCACAACUGAAACGAUUACACGAGUUAAUAACGUCUCGAAAGCGCGAGUUUCGUUCAAUAACGGAAACUCGCGUAUUGGCUAAUGGCGCCGGAAUCGUGGACUCUGAACGGGCAAGCGGAACCUACUGGAGACGACCAAGCAUCUUUGAGUUCAGCUCUAAACCCAGAAAGUCUCAACCAACUUCGGAAAGAUAUGACACAACGUUUAGAGGAGGCGCAAUACAGCAUGAACGCAGCUUUGGAUAUGCUCAAUUGUUUGCUCGCUAUAAACAACCUUUCUGCAAACGUCGCUACUUCUACAAGUACGAACCCGACCGCUGGAAUUGCAGGAUUUGGAUCGGUGACUACUACCCAGACUGCGCCAGCUCCUCUGACCUUGCCCCAUCUAUCAUUGCCCCCACCCCUCCCCAAGCAUCUGUUGCUGUCAUGAACACUCAGAUUGGAAUAACGACUCGAGACGCAGGCAUUCGCAAAGCCGCAGGAAUUCUCCGGCAUGCUGCCCUUUCUACGGCAGAAGAAAUUGAACGCGCUGGGAGAAGUGGUACAGGAGGGGUGGCACAGGGACGCCAUGAUACCGGUUACUGGGCCACGGCACUCCGGCUACGACAAGCGUGUUGGGCUCUACUACCCGCUGCCCUUCCUCCAGGCUCGGGGUCCAAAGGAUCGAAUCGAACUUCGAAAGAUAUUUUACUCGGAUUCGCCCUGGAAGGAUGUACUCCGCCUCCAUAUCGCAGGCUAGCCCAUGGUAUUAUUCCUACGAAUAAUACACAACAAAAGAACCAAGCCAACGACGACAAGCCUCCUCCACUUUUGCUCUUCCCCCAGUUACAAAACCGCCGGCUGCGGGUGUCACUUCGAAUUAAUGGGAAGAAAUACUCAUGCCCUAUUGAUUCACAGACGGGGUCUCCUGCUCCACCGGGCACCCGAACAGGAUCAACCGGGCAGACGCUUAAUAAUUUGAUGCGUGAUGCCCAACAAGAAGUUAUCGAGCACGAAAUCUUUCAAGAGGCGACUCAAGCUCGAUUCGCCGGGAUCCUUAUUUCUCAGCUUUCAGCAACACUGAUAGAAUUGGACGUUACACAAGAAAUGUCAUUAUUAUUUGAACGGGUUGCAAUGGACGAGGAAGAUUUGGACGAAGAAGUGACCGUCACAAAUCCUUCCGAGGCAGACGUUGUUACUUGCAUGCUCAUCCGACAGAUACUAGUUGUUCUUCUAGCACGCGCCCAUCGGGGUGCUUUACUUGAUGGAAUGUCAGCUUCUAGUACCACGCCCGCGCCUAAUGCUCCGGCAGCUAUACGAAAGCAAGUUCCAAUACUUGGCCCAAUCGUGUCCCUAUUGCGAUACCAUACUCAAGGGGAGGCCUUUCAGUCCACUCUGCACCACCGAUUGGAUCAGAGUUUGGCGCUGAGCGGAGAGGCACUAUUGAGAAUAGAGGACAAGCAUCUCAUUCAGGUCACGUUCCAAUCCCCGACGUCACUAAAGCUACAUGUCGUACAAUCGCAAAUCACGGUGCACGACCAUGGCCAAUUGGGAAGUUUCUUGCGGACGGACGUUGCUGGCCGUAUAGUCCAAUUCGUCCAGGAAGUAGGGAAGGAAUUCUUGAAAGAGCCUAACAAAUUGGACCGGAUCAGUGGCGAGUACGAUAGAUCGUGGUUUGUUGACCGAUUGGGGUGGUUGGUAUACGAACACUUGACCGGCAGCGCGAGGGCUGGAUAUACUCAGCCUGGAUUAAUUCAGUCAAUCAUUAAGGAGACUACCCCUAUUUGGAGAUUUAUUGACACAUGUGCAAACAUAGAUAUAUCUCUUGGUGUUCUAGAUGUCUUAAACGUCGGUGCCAAGGUCUGCGCUUGUCUUGGUACCACAGGCACAUUGAUUAAAGAGAACUCCUCUUUGUACGCGAGCAAAGUUCUGGGAGAAGUUGAAGUCAUAUCCAAGCUGACGGCGGCAAUUCAAAGUGGCCAAGGCAAGUGCACAUGCCUAUAUCCCGACCAUGCAAUUCCAGCAUGCUCAGACAAAGACCUCUGCUAUUUCGAUUGUCCCGGGAUCGCAUCAAGAUGGAUGGACAGUGCAUUUGCAAAGAAGGCCACCAAGAUUGCAAUGGCAAAUGUGUUCUUGUAUCUCAGUCAUGUUCAUCACAAGGCCCCAAGACGCAGUAUACGGUCCAUCAGAUCUCUGGGGGUAGGAACAAGCGCGGCGGGCGUGGUACACCGAAUUGGGCUCGGCGGGCUCUCAGUUCGGCGCAUUGCCCUAUUGGCACUGAAAUGUGUGGGUCUUGGCCGUCCCGAUGCAUGGGAAUGCUUAAACGUCGAGGAAGAUUUGGAAAGUUGCGGUGGAUGUGCAUAUCCAUUUUUCCCUGGCCAAAAGCCCGGAGUGGAUUGUUCUGCGAUUCCAGGAGUCGAGGAUGUUGCUUGCCUCAUGGCCACCCCAACCACUUCAACUACACUUAGUUACUUGCCUAGUAUGUUGGUGUUCGCGUCUCCUGUGCCUGCUACAUUCUCUGGUCUUGGUGCUCUCAAGUCCCGACGUACUAUCGAGCGCCCUUCGGUAGAGGAACAAUACUUCCAGGCCCUCGCUGAAGAACAUGAGCGUGCUGCCUCACAAGCCCGCCAGCGCUUAGAGGAGGCCCGCCGCCGCCAGCGUCACCAGCGUGAGGUUGAGGCCCAGCUCCUUCUGCAACAACAACUUGCUGCUGACAACGAUGCUUGCGAUGCCUAUGCGGAGCAUAUGCACCGCCGAAGCCAGGCAGCUUUCAUUGAACGCCAGAAGCGGGCUCAACAACAAGAUUUUCUCCGUUCGCUCUUUGAAGAACAGCGUCGUACUCAGGCCGAGCGAGUUGCCGAGCUUCAUCGCAAGCGCGUUGAAGAGGCCAAGGCCGAGCAAGAACGUCGUCGCAAGGUCCAAGAAGAAGCCGAAGCCGAACAAGCCCGCCGCCACCUCGCUGCCCGAGCUGAUGAUGAAGAGAAGCUCCGUCAGUUCUUCCAAGCUCUUGCCAUCCGCCGCAGCUCUGUUCCUGCCCCCAGCAAGAAGGCCGAGGACAUUCCUAUUCCUAUUCGUGUGCCUGCAUCUGCUCCCAGUUCGCCUAAGGUCCCCGAACGUUCGUCCUCUCCUGCACCCUCGGUUGCUUCAGACUCUUCGGAUGCAUCUUUGAACUCGAUCGCUCAGCUCCAAGGGAAAUACGAGUCGCUCCGCUCUGGCUUCACUUUCCCCUCGAAUCUCGCUUUCGCACCAUCGAAGGGCCCAGUCACUCCUGCUUCAGCCCCUACCCUGCUCUACAACCCAACUAAUGCACCCGUCCACGCUUAUGAGAACGCUCUUACCAAUCUUUUAACCGAGCUUGAUGCCGUCGAGAGCUUUGGCGAUGAGCAUGUCCGGGAUGUUAGGCGUUCCUUGGUAAAGAGCGUUGAAGCCGAGCUGGAGACUUUGGAAGAGAAGAAGCGUGCGGCAUGGAGGGGCCAACAAGAGACUGUCGCACCAACCGUAGUCGAGCCUAUCUCUCCCCCUGCUGAACCUACUCUCGUCCCCGAGCCUGUUUCUGUCUCCCAGCCGGAGGCCGACCCCACUCCCCGUACUAUAGAGCUCGGGUCUGUUUCUACCUACGUUCCCACCGACGAUUCCUCCGAUCCUGUUUCCUGGCUCGCAACACGUCUUUCCGAGGCACCCGAAUCUGAAGACAACGAAGUCAAGGUUGUCCGGGAGAAUUUGCUGGUCAGCCUGUCGACCCCUGCUACUGGGACCCUUGUAGUCGAAACCCAACCUGCCGAGACCCAGGUCCAGGCUGGGCCAGCUACGGUGGACCCAAUCGAGUCAGAGAUUUCCGCCCCUCAACCCUCUGAGCCCACCAUUUCUGGCAUGCCCGAACCUUCGGCCGAAUCUACUUCCACCCCCGCCGAGUCAUCCACCGAGCCUGCGGACGAAUCUGUCCCCGAGCCCGAAGUGACUGAGACACACACACCUGGUUCUCUACCCGAACCUACUGUCACCCAACUCAAGGUAGAACAGGUUGCAGAGCAAGAUUCAUCAUCGGUUGACGAGUUAUCGACCUUGGCUCCUGAGUCUGAGUCUACCCUCAUAUCCUCUGUCGGUGUCGUAUCCGAACCCGAGCUUAUUGCCAAGGACGAAGAAACCCCCAUACCUACCCAAGUCGAGUCGACUCCUACUCAGCCUAAGUCCGAGAACGAGAGCGAGGUCAAUGCACCUUCUCCGAUCAAGGAAGCAGCUUCAGCGACUUUUGUUCAUAUUUAUCCAGACUCGGACUCAGACUCGGAUAUUGAUCUUAAUAUUGACUUGGCAUCCGAGAUCGGAGAGGCCGACAAGAAGAGUGGCGACGAGUUUGAGUUGAUUUAG